Molecule: messenger RNA, 1918 nt
Organism: Strongylocentrotus purpuratus (purple sea urchin)
Lineage: Eukaryota; Metazoa; Echinodermata; Echinoidea; Camarodonta; Strongylocentrotidae
Product: NK1 transcription factor-related protein 2-like
Exons: 2
Coding region: 464-1762 (432 amino acids)
Biological process (GO): cell differentiation; regulation of transcription by RNA polymerase II
Cellular component (GO): nucleus
Molecular function (GO): RNA polymerase II cis-regulatory region sequence-specific DNA binding; DNA-binding transcription factor activity, RNA polymerase II-specific
Source: RefSeq, a predicted model, not a curated record
GGCAUUACGAUACCGCACGGUUGUGUGGGGGCACCAAUUAAAACGUUCAGUGCUAAUGAGACUAUAGAAUUAUUGGCGAAUGAUCCUUUUCAAUUACGCAUUAUAAAAUGAUCGCGAUCCGGGCCCUCUCCAUACCAUUGCCAUGAUUAGAAGUAAUGAAUGGCAUUGCGCCUGCGCAGUGAGAUGGCUUUAGAUUGGUUUCCAGCUGGUAGGAGAGGUCAGUGGCUCGGGUGUGCGCGCGCUGCUUCACUCCAAAGCAGAGAGCGAGAGAGGUGGAGAGAAACAAGUAUCGUCUGCUAGCUACAACCAUCUAUUCAUUAGUGUGACAUCAUCAUUACGCAGGGAAUCACAACUGACUCUUGACACUGAUUGCUAUUGUUUAGAUCAUCGCUGACCCUCUGAAAGAAGCACAUGUGUAGUCCGGUUUCAUCUGUGAUAUACUAAGCAGCUAAGGGAUUUCUCAAUGCUGGUUUUAACCCACCAUCCGAGUAACAUCGGUGAUAUACCAACAGAGGAAAGGAAGACAAAUUUUGAAUCGAGAAACGAGAUUAUGCAGCCGAUGGAUGAGGCAACAAGGAGCCCUGGUCGUGGAGAUGGAGAUUGUAGUUAUUCCAGUGGAGCCCGAUCACCCAGCGGGACUUCGGAUUCAAGCCCCGCCAUGAGCCCCCGGGCGGCGCCAUCAUCACCCGACCCAACUGCAGCAGCUAUUCAUACAUGCCAGCCUUCGCUGGAGAACCUAAAUCGUACCGCAAUGAGAGGCCGUCAUCACCGGGAGCCUAGCCCGCCAGUGAUGCGGAGGCAGGAACCUCAAGAACAAUCACCCACCCGACCUCCCAAACUCACACCAUUCUCUGUUCUAGACAUCCUUGACCCUCACAAAUUCACGAAAUCGUCACCGACAUCGGGUCGAGAUUCGGAGUGUCUUUCGUCUCCGAAUGACGACCAGGAUGAACGAAUGUCGCCUGACUUCUCGAUGGCUCAUCACGGAGUCGACAGAGCAUCGCCGUUCUUUUCUCAUCGGUCUCCGGGUCGGUUGCUAGCCGUGCGUCCACGCUCAUCGCCCGGCGUACCGCACGACAGCGAUACUUGUGGAGCAGAUUCUGACCACUCCCUCGUCGACGAUCAUAUCAAAGAUUCAAUGUCGCCACCAACAGAUCACAUCGACAUCAAUGAACAUGACGACGACGAUGGCAGUCAUCUCGACGACGAUCGGGACAUCAAAGACCAUGAUCUGGACGAUCGUGUGAGUGACGAUGAGUGCGAUGAUAAGGAUGAUGACGUUCCAGGCAAAAAGAGGAAGAGAUCGGACAGUGACAGUAACAACAAUGCCAAGUCUAGCAAGCCCCGAAGGGCCAGAACUGCUUUUACAUACGAACAGCUAGUGGCGUUGGAGAACAAAUUCAAAACGACGCGAUACCUCAGCGUUUGUGAGCGUCUCAAUCUCGCACUGUCACUGAGCCUGACAGAAACACAGGUAAAGAUCUGGUUUCAAAACCGACGUACGAAAUGGAAGAAGCAGAACCCGGGUAUGGACCCCAACGCGCCUACGACGACGUCUGUGACUGCCACUCAUCCCUCGCCACCUCUUUCGGCAGCAGGCCUCCACGCCGCUGCCUACGGCUCCGGACUCAUGUACGGCUCGCAUCUGACGUAUCACUCGCCCUUACACGCCGCUGGAGCAGCUAUGCCAUACGUCAUGGGCUCGCCUAUGUUUACGCACAUGCAUGGUCACCAUUAUUUCUCGCACUCAGGCCAUGUAUAGCCCUGCAUGCUUAUACAUGGUGCCUAGCCCAGAACAAGACCUGGACUUACUUCAAACUUUAUUUGUUGCUGUUGAAAAGCUCGACCCGUGCCGUUCGCUUGCCAUACACGUUAUAACUUCACAUAUCACCAUGUACAUAAAAGUAGCCACGUCUUC